Molecule: messenger RNA, 3173 nt
Organism: Rattus rattus (black rat)
Lineage: Eukaryota; Metazoa; Chordata; Mammalia; Rodentia; Muridae
Gene: Pard6g
Product: par-6 family cell polarity regulator gamma
Exons: 3
Coding region: 136-1284 (382 amino acids)
Biological process (GO): establishment or maintenance of cell polarity; regulation of cellular localization; centrosome cycle
Cellular component (GO): nucleus; apical plasma membrane; cell cortex
Molecular function (GO): protein kinase C binding
Source: RefSeq, a predicted model, not a curated record
CCGUGCAGCCGGGCGCCCUAGCGAGCGCGGGCCCGGCGCCGGGCCCGGGCAGACGGCGGGGGGCGUCUCCACGGAGACUCUCUCUGAGGCCCCUGAGCGGCGAGAGCGAAGGCGAGGCUAAGUGGGGCCGAAAUCAUGAACCGGAGUUUUCAUAAGUCUCAGACCCUACGCUUCUACGACUGCAGCGCAGUGGAAGUCAAGAGCAAGUUUGGGGCCGAGUUCCGAAGGUUCUCCUUGGACCGCCACAAGCCUGGGAAGUUUGAAGAUUUCUACCAGCUGGUGGUACACACCCACCACAUCUCCAACACCGAAGUGACCAUUGGCUAUGCUGAUGUACACGGGGACCUGCUGCCCAUCAACAAUGACGACAACUUCUGCAAGGCUGUCUCAAGCGCGAACCCCUUGCUUCGAGUCUUCAUCCAGAAGCGAGAGGAGGCAGACCACUACAGCUUCGGAGCAGGCACUCUGUCGAGGAAGAAGAAGGUGCUGGUGACCCUGAGGGACGAGGGUCUGCGUCGGCGUGCCCAGCUCAACAUCAGCAUGCCGCACGACUUCCGCCCGGUGUCCUCCAUCAUUGACGUGGACAUCCUCCCUGAGACGCACCGCCGCGUGAGGCUUUACCGGCACGGCUGUGAGAAGCCGCUGGGCUUCUACAUCCGAGAUGGCACCAGCGUGCGAGUGACACCCCACGGGCUGGAAAAGGUACCAGGGAUCUUCAUUUCCCGAAUGGUGCCCGGCGGCCUUGCGGAGAGCACUGGGCUGCUGGCUGUGAAUGACGAAGUCCUGGAGGUGAAUGGGAUUGAGGUCGCUGGAAAGACAUUGGAUCAAGUCACGGACAUGAUGAUAGCCAACAGCCACAACCUCAUUGUCACUGUCAAGCCCGCCAACCAAAGGAACAAUGUGGUCCGCAGCAGCCGCGCCUCCGGCAGCUCUGUCCAGUCCACAGACAGCACCACCAGUCACCACAGCCUGCCGGGCGCCCACGCCCUGCAGAAUUCUGAGGAAAUGGAGAGUGAUGAGGAGGCCGACAUCGUCAUCGAGGGGGCUCUAGAGCCUCACCACAUUCCCAAGAUGCAGGCCGUGCCUCCAGGCAGCCUCUCGAGGGCCAAUGGCGCCAGCCUGGCUCACAGGCUGCACAGAGGGGACGUGGGCCUGCAUAGCUCCGGGAGGGAGAGCAACGGCAGCAUCCACAGAUUUCUCAGCUCUCUGAAACCAGACCCCCGACACAGCCUGGUCCUCCCCCAGGGAGGGGUGGAGGAGCACGGACCGGCCAUUACCCUCUAGGGCUGGAGCUACUUGGCAGGCUGAAGUCCCAGACAGACUGUGUUACUAAGACCCCCACGGCUGGCAAGUAUUAACUAGCAGGUAGUACUAUUAGAUGUAUAGCGACUCCAAAGGGAAAUGCUUUAAAUUUUUUGUCAAUUUUAAAAUAAGGAAAAUAAUUGUGUACUUCAUCUUUUCUUUUUUUCAUCAUCAUUCCUACAACCUUAUUCUUUAUUUAAACUUUUGAACAAGAAUACUAUUUUUAUAGGAUUUUUUUUCCACAGAACUUAAAAUAUGCACGACUGCAAAUUAUCUGCGCCAGCCUGACUGCACGUCCAGAACCUUUGCAGAGUAAAACAAAAUACAGAGUGCACAGAGUAUUUUUAACACUGCUUAAAUACUUGUUUUUAAAAUGAAGCUUUAUAGAUGACUUUUUUAAAAUAAAAAUAGUAAAAUUCAUGUUUUUAACCAGUUCGUGUAAAACUAUCUUGUGAUGCCUGAGUGCUCUACUGACCCAGGGUGGCUGUGACAGGAGAAUGGAAACUAAAACUGGGUUCCAUCACAGAAAGUCUGUUUUCACAUUGUUUACAACCAGCUCAAAAAGCCCUCUGGCCUAUACUCAAGAACCACUGUGGUUACAGGGAUUUGCAGAGCUGUCCCAGCCACGACAGCCAGGCAGUCACUGCUGUCAGCUUAAAGUGGACUUAGGAGUCCAGCAACUCUGCUGGCUAGAAGGUGAGGCCAGCGAGUCCACGUGGGAUUCAAAAUCAACUGUUCCAUCAGUGUUUUCGUUGGGUUGGGUGACUGGGGCAGUUUUAAGACGUCUUCAGUAGAAACGAGUAUCGCCCCAAAGGCCCUCAGCCGUUUAGUGGAUGCGCGUGUUAGCCUUGCUUCUGAAACGGCUGGUUACUUUUAUAAGAGAAGAUUAGAGCACGUCGAUGUCUGCUCCUGGAACAGAGAGCAGUGGCGGGAAUUAUCCUAACAAGUCGCAAGGAACUUAAUGGUUUUGACAGAAGGUCACUUCUCUUUGACCUUCUUGGAGGUUUGUUAAUGUCUGACCCAAUUAAAUCUUAUAUGAAUUGUGUCUUCUGUUUGGAUACAGUGUUGGGAGAGAAUAUCACAUUAAUUAACUGAGAACAAACUGACCCAAGUGAAUCCUUCAUGGAAAUAAAGGUUUAAAGUAGCCAGGUCGAGUGCCCCAGCUGCUGCCCUAUGGUCUAGCGUCACCUGCUGGUAAGACGCAGAACUGCCCUCUUCGUGAAUGCAUCUCACUGCAUUGUCCUUUGUCCAGUCAGAUAGUUUCCUUUCCUUCGGGGAACUGUUUACCGGGCAGAAGCCGCUCUGGCUAAGGAUCGUUCUCUCGGCCUGUGUCUGUUUCUCAGUUAUGUGCUGAGCGUCAUCCACACAAGGAGAGCAAGAUGCUCCCUCCGUGGGUCUUGGUGAGAAUCCUGACACCCAGAUCCAUGGCUUCCAAAUCGCUAAGAGCAGUUGUUUUGUUUCUGUGCUGCUGCAGUGAUCUGGAAUGGGUUUUACUAAGACAGAUAUUACAGAACCAAAAAAACUGCUACUCAGUUCCUACAAGACUUGUUCUCGGCUACACUGCUGCUGGGUAUUCCGUGUUAAACAACGCUGUUUUUGCUACCAAGAAAGGAAGUGAUGUUUCUCGCCAUGCCCAAGUUGUUUGGUAGAUGUGAAUCAAUUAAUUCAAAACAUUUUUUAAAGCAAAGAGGUCUAAGCUUUGUAAGCUGUUGUCUGUGAGGAAUUACAUGUGUUUAGCAGAUGCCUGAGAGUAUUUUUCUAAACAGAUCUCUACUCUUACCAUUUUAUUUCUUCUUUCAAAUAAUCUGUCAUUAUAUAUUAAAUUUUUUUUGUUGUACAUAUCAGAAUAAAAAGCUUUUCUUUUGAGUUAA